Lingula anatina is the source of this 759-nucleotide messenger RNA. RefSeq lists its product as uncharacterized. Lineage: Eukaryota; Metazoa; Brachiopoda; Lingulata; Lingulida; Lingulidae. The record is from RefSeq and is a predicted model, not a curated record.
UCUGCCGCGCCUCACAGCGUUCACAAAUAAAAGUCGCGCUUUUUUGAACGAAGAAUUAAAUCGCUAGCUUGACUUACUGGAUUCAUCCGAAUUUGAGGUUCUCCUUCGAUUCUCUCAUCUCAAGAUGAUGCUGCGCACUUGCCUGUUUGUCGUCUUUUGUGUCGCUAUGCUCAUCGAUAACGCAAGAAGCGUCGUAUUUUUGGGUAACUGUAUACAGGAUCCCAAUUAUUGUUCCCAGUGUUCUGGGGGCAACGCUGGUUACUGCUGCCAGGGAUGCGCCACUCCAUCAACAGCUUCGUUUGGAACCUUCUUCUUGUGCCAAUGUCCUACCGCUCCUCCUGUAGUGGGUACCUGCCAGACUGAGAGCACCACUCCCCAGUGUGGCCAGUGUAACCCGCAGGCACGCAGCACUAUCAACGGCCACGAACUGUGCUGCUGUACCCCCAACCAAUGGAUAAGUAUCACGAUGUUUGGAACCAUAAUUAACUGCCAGUGUAAUUCCAAUCCCAAUUAGACGGAAAUGACAGAGGCUUUUCUUACUUUUACUUCUGUAAGAAUACCAGCAUCAGAGGAAACUACUGUAUGCAGUUAAUGACAUAAUACCAAGUUUUUUUUAUAUGAUUGAAUUCAUUUCUGUACUGGAACAUAGAUUAACAUGACCUUCAACAAUAUAAUAAUAUAAUAAUAAUGAUACAUAAUAUAUAUAAUAAUUUGAUACAGUAUGUUAAUGAGCAAGUAUCUUUAUAUAAUGGACAGAUG